CAAGCUUUUCGAACUCUCUAGAAAAUUGAGCACCUCCUUUCUCUCAACGAGUUCAAGCCCCAUCUUCUUUUUUCAAAUCUCCCAGAUUCUUCUCUUUUCCCAUUGCUCUGAUUCUUUGGGAAGUUGGUUGGAGGGGUAAUUUGAGCUCGAGAAUUGGAUUUGGUCAUCAAUUUCAUUGUAUAAGAUGCACUUCUGGUCAUCAUCAUACCAAAAUGCAGAAUUUUGUUUGUCUUUUACCUCUGAAUGGAUGCCAAGAAGUUCAUGCAAUUGGUCGAGGAGAAAAAGAAGAGAGCUCUUGAGAAGAAUGAAGCCCGCUUGAAAUGGGAGCAAAAACUUGAAGCUGCAGCAAGAGCAAUAUCUGAUGCUGAAGCUAGAGAGAAAGCCAAGGCAGCUAAGCAUAAAAGGAAAUCGGACUUGGAGUCUGAUAGUGCCAGUGACACUGAUAGUGGAUAUGAAGGGAAAAAAUCCACCAAAAAGCACCACAAGAAACAUAGGAAGCACCAUAGCUCUGAGUCUGGUGAUUCGGAUAGGAAGGAGAAGAAAUCCAAGCGAAAGCCUAAGAGAAGAUCCUCCGAUUCGAGUGAUGAUAGCAGUGAGGAAUAUGAUGGUGAUUCAGAAGAAGAGAGAAGAAGAAAGAAGCGGGGCCACAAGAAGCGCAGGCAUCAUGAUAGACGCGCAGAUUAUAGUUCCUCAGACUCUUCAGAUGAUGAAGAUGUGAGAAGAAGACGCCAUUCAAAGCAUCACAAACGCCAUCGACGAUCACACUCGGAUGGUUCAGAGUCUUCAAGUGAUGAUGAUCACGUUGCAGCCAGGAAACGAAGCCACACAAAGCAUCAUAAACGUCAGGGAAGGUUUGACUCAGAUGCUUCUGUCUCUUCUAGUGAUGAAGAAAAACUGAACUGCAGUAAUCACGGAAAACAUAGGAAAUGUCAUCGCACGUCCCAUAGUCAUGAUUCAAGGUCCUCAGAUUCUGAAGCUUUUAGGCGUGAUAGAAGUAGAUCCCUAGGUAAAUCUUCUGAUGAGAAUGAGGAACUAGAUAAAAAAGAAAAGCACAGGAAGAAUCAUCAUCGACAUGGCCAUCACCGUCAUCACCGUUCCAACCAUAAGCAUCACCACUCAGAUGAAGUGUCCAAGGACAAGCACCAAUCCCACGGCGAGGAAGAGAAAAAUGAUGAGCCAGUGGAACGUGGUUCUGAGGUGCGCAAGGAAAGUGAUGGCAAUGGUGCUCAUGAUAUUCAGAAUGCUUAGGAUGUUAUGACUGCUUGCACUCAAUUCAUGUUGUUUUCCAUUUAACUUCAUUCUGUGGAGACUGUAAACUGCCAUUGCGAAUUAUAGUUGUGCUGUAGUUUGUUUCGUAUUUCAUUAAUACUGUUGAAUCUUUCUAUAGACCAGCACAUUUAUGAUACUAGUGAUUCUGCUAUUGAUUAACAGAGUAACAUCG
This is a messenger RNA of Nicotiana tabacum (common tobacco), 1441 nucleotides long. RefSeq lists its product as uncharacterized. NCBI's taxonomy places the organism in Eukaryota, Viridiplantae, Streptophyta, Magnoliopsida, Solanales, Solanaceae. The record is from RefSeq and is a predicted model, not a curated record.